ACUGGUUAAAACCAGUUCUUAAAACGACGAAUUUUUAGGCGAAUUUUCUUUGCCGUCCCUUACAGUCGCCGCAGCGAUUAAAAGCUGUUUUAAAUAAAUAUAUUUGAGAUAUUAAAUCUAUAAUUAAGUAUUUACCCUGUUUUGUCAAAUGUAAACAAAUAUAUAGAGCCAACUGUGGUUACCUCAGGCUCCUCCUACGAACAAUUUCUGUUCGUAAGGGUCUAUUUAGCUUACCAUCAGGUGAAAAUAAACAUUCUGGCUAUUUUUUUAAACGUAUAUAGUCUUAUACUUAUGUAAAACGAAUAUGACUAUUGUAAGUUUCAUUAUGAACAUUCUCCACCAGAGGUCACACAAACAUAAUAAAUGGUCAUCAACAAGCAUUUUGAUUAGCCCAAUAGCCUACCCAGUAUAUAGCUAAUGCAUUCAUAUAGUCUUGAAUAAUAAGUAUUUGGAAAUAGACCUGAUAUGACGACAAAAUGUGGUCUUAUAGCCUACUUAUCUGCUCUUUAUACCUUUUGAAAGAACUGAAGUACACACAAUAACGCGCGUUUACAUGUAGGAUAGCCUAAGCUAAAUCUCUGUGAAAUUCUUUAAAAAUAGUUAUGAUUAAAAGUAUGCUGAAUAAGAUGUAGGCUAAAAUUGGGCUUUUAAAAUGUUCGAUAGUAGCCUAUUAUAAUAUUUCCACUAAUAUUUCCACAUUUUCAUAGGAUACCUAAAACUGUAUAAGGCUAAUGCAAGUGGACAACGGUCAUCUAUAUGUGUUUUAGAGGAGUGUAAAUCGGCCUUUCCUUGCUGUGAGAUCCGGGGAUGCUGCUGCACUCGCGGCUUUGAGCAGAUUCUUUACUGUCUCCACGACAACCACAACCUGACGCAAUUUACGCCCCUCCUCCAUUCGAGCCUCUCAUCUCAUUCAAGAAACAAGUGUAGAGUAAAAGCAGUGUUAUUGUGCUCUCCAGUAGAGCAGGACGCGAAGACUACAAGUGCCUGAUAAACUACUAUGAAGGAAAGGAUCAAGAAGCAAGAUAUGUUUGGAUGACUACACUACUGGGAUGAUACUGCUGGAGAAAUGGAAGGUCAAUAUAUGCAUUGUUGAUUUAUUUUAUAACCCGGAGACUCACCAUCCAUGGUAACUGCAAGCAAAUCCAAAGGCCAUGGAUGCGAGCUCAAUACCUCAGAUUAAUAUAGAGGACUAUGAUGGCCUUGAGGUUGCCCCAGAUGAUCAUUUGAGAAACCUGAAAGCACUGACUGAGAAGCUAAGACUUGAAACCAGAAGGCCAUCAUAUCUUGAGUGGAAGGAACGUGUGGAAGCUCAGAGCUCCAGAGGCUCGGCCGUGCCAGAGAGCUCAUCAGAGCUGGAGAACGGUGCUGGACUGAAGCCCAGUGCGAUACCUCAGAGGAACAUCGAGAAUUCCCAAGUGACUGCAGGAAACGGCCUGAUCUCUAAAAGCCUUGGAGGAUUCGAUAAUAUUGACGAAGCUCUGGUUUGGCUUAGAAAAGAACUGAUGGAGAUGCGCAUCCAGGACCAGCAGUUGGCACGCCAGCUCAUGCGACUACGCAGUGACAUCAACAAACUCAAAGUGGAGCAGACGUGUCACCUGCAUCGUCGAAUGCUCAACGACGCCACCUUUGGCCUGGAGGAGCGUGACGAGCUGUCGGAUCUUUUGUGCGAUGGACCCGUCACGCCGGGGUUUGGCCUCUCUUCACCACUGCGCCUCAUUGGUGUCACAAAGAUGAACAUCAACUCCAGACGCUUCUCUCUUUGCUAGCCAUUUACUGAUUGACCCAAGAGCAAAACAAGAGAAUAAGCGACUCAAAAGUGAAAUGAAUAAUCUUCGACAACUGUUUUGAAACCCAUGAGAUCUGUUGUCAGAGAACAUCCUGUGCCUCUUGGUCAAUGUACUUGUGCCAGUGAAACCAUUUGAAUUAAUCGAAUGAACAAUAGACAAUGACUUCUAAAAAAUGUCUGACCCAUCAGCCACGGCUUUAUGCCUUAGAUACAGUCCUUGUUGUGGUCAUAAGAUAUCAACAGCUGUUUCUUACCACAAACAUGCUCUGUUCCAAAACCAUGUUGUGCACCCUUUGACACGAAAGGCUGUUCCAAAACAGGAGGCACUGUAAAUCUUGUGUCUCUAAGAUACCUUGAUAAGAUACCAAAUUCUGAGGAAGUAUUUAUGUUGCCAAUUCUGCGGUUUUCCACAGAAUUGGGCUACUUUUAAGGCAUUGCAGCAGGAAAAAUGUUUUCCGCAGGUUGAUUUCCACCCCCGUACGUACAAUUUUGCCGCUCCAACAACUCCAAAACACCCACCAGACAUACAAAUUCAGUGGAGAAUUCCGGCGCCCGAUGGAGAAAAUCGCAUUGGGCUAUUUUUGUUGCACAGACCUAGCAACCCUGAAAGCGACCCCAUAACGCAUUGCGAUAAGCUUAGUAAAGCAAUGCAUACAAGAUUAUGGAUGAGACGUUAAUUAUGAAUAAACGUGCAUAUCAUUCAAUAGGUAAUGCUACUCUUAUUACACGCUACUUGCCACAUAAGUAAAUAAUUGACUUUAAAUGCAAAGUUUCUGCGAAGAAAGCAGUUGUUAGCAAGCGGUAAGUUCAAACUAGACGGACAUUUAAGGGAUACGGUACAGUCAUACCACUUAUUCCACAGCAUUUCGUCACAUAAAUAAUUACUGGGAUAAGAGAUAUUGAUUUUAAACUAAACUGUUUUAAAAUCGUACCUGUUUUUCAUAUUAUAAUCCAUAACAGUGCACAAAACAAUCACGGCAAAAUGGCAGCAGCUGCGUUUGUAUGAAACGAGAGAGCGAGUCCGUGAUACCGGAUGACAUAAUUAAAUAACUGUACACAAAAUAUUGAUUUGCGUUUUAAUAUUUUAUUAGCUCACCAAAUGCGAAACUUCCACGUGGAAAAAACGGUUCUAGCAAGCGCAAAGCGCAGACUUCAGUUACCCGGAUGAGCCUGUGUUAUCAGUUUUUAGCGGUUGUUAUUGGGGGAUAACAUACCGUUGGAUGGCGCGAUUGACCAAUCAGAAUCAAGUAUUCCACAGAGCUGUGUAAUAAUGAAAAGUAUUGAUUAAUGUAAUUUAAAUGUGUUAUUCUAUAAUAUUUUUUAUGCUUAUUAGUGCACCGCAUUAGCUUAGCUACAUGUUAACGUCAAGCUCUCUAGAGUGUAACAGUGCCCGUCCACUUUUUCUGUGGCCUUGGUUCUGGAAGUAUUUUUCCCAUUUAUUUUCCCAUAGGGAUUUAAAAAAAAAAAAGUCUUGUUUAAGAGUUAUAAGCCAUGAACCAAUGAACCAAACCAGCCAGCUAAUAACAACAUUUCAAACUUUGAUUUGAAGGGAAAAAAGUAUUUGAAAAUCAGACAAAACACAAAGGUAGUUAACGGACUGUUUACUUAAUGGCUUCAGUGCAGGAAAGAACUACAAUCCCAUGAAGCAUUGCAAAUGGCAUAAUGAAAAUAAUAACUAUGGCUAAAUAUAAAACUAUUGAUUAAAAGAUUUUUAUUAUGUAUAUAGAAACAAUAUUUUAUGUGGUAACACUUUACUUGAAGGGGUGUGCAUAAGACUGACAUGACCCCUUCAUAAUCAUGACAUGACAGGUUUUAUGCAUGUUUAUGACAACUGUCAUUAAAUUUCAUUCGCUCAGUUAUGUCAGUUUUAAUGCAAAGAUAACAUUGUUUGAGAUGUCUGUGUAAUGACAACUUGACAUAAACCAAUACAUCAUAACCUGUCAGUGUCUUUGUCAUGACAACUUGACAUUACGAAGACAACAUAACCUGUCAUAAACAUGACAUAGCAGAUUAAUUAUCAAACUUAAGAAACUACUUAGCUUUAUGGGUUAACAUUACAUUACAUUAUUUUGGUAACACUUCAGUAUAGGGAACACAUACAUAAACUAUUAACUAUGAUUUUUCCCUCAAUAAACUAAUUUACUGCUUAUAAAUAUAGUUAAUUGUUAACUUUAGGUAUUGGGCAGGAUUAAGAAUGUUCCAUGCAGGUCAUGCAGAAUAAGGCAUUAAUAUGUGCUUGAUAAGUACUAAUAAAUAGCCAAUAUUCUAGUAAUGUGCAUACUAAUAGUAAUAAGCAACUAGUUAAAAGACCCUAAAAUAAAGUGUUACUAUUUUUUUAUAACAGUGUCAUCUUUUUUUAAGAAAUUUGAUAUUGUCUAUUAUCUGACCUUCUGUUGGAGGAAACUUUAAAAAAAAAAAAAAAAAAAAAAAAACAUUAUUAAAUGAAAACUAUUCAUGACGCUGUUAUACAAUUAUUUGACAGAGUAUUAACACUUAAUGACAUUUUAAUGACAAAUUCAAUUUGUACCACUGUAGUUGAGGUCAAGAAAAAUAUUCAUGACACUAUUAUAACAGCCUCAUGACAGCCAAUGUCCAAACCAACCACAUGACAGUUUAAUGUAAUGUGUAACUUUAUAAAGCUAAAUAAUGUCAAGUUGUCAUGACAAAGACACUGACAGGUUAUGAUGUACUGGUUCAUGUCAAGUUGUCAUUACACAGACAUCUCAAACAAUGUCAUCUUUGCAUUAAAAAUGACAUAAUUGAGCGAAUGACAUUUAAUGACAGUUGUCAUAAACAUGCUUAAAACCUCCUUCAUAUUCAUGUCAUGAUUAUGAAGGGGUCAUGUCAGUCUUAUGCACACCCCUUCAAGUAAUGUGUUACCUUUUAUGUUUAUUGCAACAUAUGCAUAUACAUUUGAAAUAUUUAAGUAGGAAACUGACUCAUUUCUUUGCAGUAUCAUGAUAAUGUAGUUUUUUUUCAAUUCUGCUGUUAAACGUGAUGUUUUAAGAAAUACGCUGGAAUAAUGCUGGCUGAUGGCUUUAGCAAAAAACAAGUCGAUUAAAAACCUUGUAGCUCACAGUCGUUUAGUCUUUAAUUGGUCACAAGUUAUUUUUAAAAAUCAGUUGCCCUGUGGGAAAAACGAGUGGUAUUUUUAUUUCCAGAACCCGCUUAAAAUGAAUCGAGAAUCCCAUGUGGAAUGCACACAGACUUGCUGCCUAUCUAGAGCACUCCAAAUCGUCCACUUAUGAGGUUUCAUGAUGAUUACGAUCUAGGCCGGAGUGAGGCAGAUCACGUUUUGGAACAGAGCUAUAAAGCCUUAAAUCAGUUUUGCUUAUAUAUGAUACAAAAAUGUCUAUGAAUCUUCAUGUUUGCACUCUAUCCUAAGAUUUUUUCUACACACAUUUCUAUUUUAUAUAGAAAAAAAUGCACCCAUAUCUUAUAAACAUGGCUUGGUUGUGGUUAGAUACAGAAAAGCUUACCUGGUAUAAGAUAAUCUUACAGUAAAGAUAUCAUUUGCUAUGUACAGUCUAAUAAUAUCUCAAUCUAUAGAGCAUCUGUGGGGAAGCAUGCAAGAUUUUUCACAGAAAGUGUCUGAUAAAUCAUCCAUAUAAUAUAGCAAUAAAUGUUUUACGGUACGUUGUUGUUGAGUUAGUAUGUCGGUAAUAAAGGAAGCAAGAAGGGUCAUCUCUGUACCGCUUUGAGUUCAUUGGGCUGAUGCCAAUCUCUAAGUAUGUAGCCAAUUACUCUUAAGUGGUUCCAUUUUGGCCAAUUUGGGAAGACCGUCUCAGUAGAUCUCCAUCAUUCAAAUGGCAUGUUUUCAUAAACAAAAACUCCAGCAUAUGUUCAAAGGCUACGAUAAUAAAAUGCCAUUACAAGA
Messenger RNA from Ctenopharyngodon idella (grass carp), 5663 nucleotides. It is a transcript of the gene fam167ab, whose product is annotated as family with sequence similarity 167 member Ab. The transcript is spliced from 4 exons. Lineage: Eukaryota; Metazoa; Chordata; Actinopteri; Cypriniformes; Xenocyprididae. The record is from RefSeq and is a predicted model, not a curated record. The coding region runs from base 1152 to 1766 and encodes 204 amino acids.